UUGAUUGGUAAGUCAAUUACAAUCAAAAUUAUUAAUAGUAGAUGUUAAUAACUUACUGAUUGUGCUACUUAAUUGUAAACAACUGACUCAAUUAAAUUGUGAAUAUGAUUAAAGUUUCAUGGGUUCUGAUUGUGUUUUUAAUCACUUUGACCAUAGGUACAAGUUCAUCAAUAAAAGAGGCUGAUUUUUUGCGAAGUGUAGUCAAGAAGUACAGUCCGUCGUUGGUUGUAUCAUUUUUGAAAACUCGAAUCAAUUAUAAUAAGGAAAUGAUCGGAAAGAUUAAGAAUCUAACUGUUAAUUUGGACCAAUCAAGACGCGAUUUGUUUGAUUUGAAUGAAAAAUUUUACUCUGUGAUGGUUAAUCAACUAAUUACUCUGAAAGAUGCUGAUUAUUUUGACACCGAUGGUUCAAACAAGGUUAAUUAUUUCAUUGAACAAUUUGUUUUACAAGAUGAAUUGUAUCCAAUCGGAUUUGGUUCCUUUGGUAUGGUUAAGGUUCCGAUGACUCCUGAUGAGUUAAUUAGUCAAUUAAAUGUAAAACCAGCAAUUCAUUUAAUCAACGAAACCAACAUCUUAAUCAAAAGUUAUAUCAACGAUACUGAAUCAAAGGAGUUGAUUGUUGGUAACAAUAUAAUUCAACAAUUAUCUCUUACUAUGACAAAAGCUAAAUUAAAAUCGUUGCUUGAAUUUAAUUAUGUUUCUGGAUCGGAAAAUCAUCAAAUUGGAAACAAUUUAAAAAAGUUGAAAACAAUUUCUGAUUUUUUUUACUCUCAAUAUGAUCAACUAUCAAAUGAAAAAAUGUCUACUUAAUUGUGAAAAUCAAUAAAAGAUUAAAACCUAA
Molecule: messenger RNA, 840 nt
Organism: Panonychus citri (citrus red mite)
Lineage: Eukaryota; Metazoa; Arthropoda; Arachnida; Trombidiformes; Tetranychidae
Exons: 2
Coding region: 105-809 (234 amino acids)
Source: RefSeq, a predicted model, not a curated record